Messenger RNA from Diuraphis noxia (Russian wheat aphid), 534 nucleotides. RefSeq names its product DNA replication licensing factor Mcm3 pseudogene. Lineage: Eukaryota; Metazoa; Arthropoda; Insecta; Hemiptera; Aphididae. The record is from RefSeq and is a predicted model, not a curated record.
AUGGAUUUCUUGAAUCGUGAUACCGACAAGAUAUUGCCAGGUGUUCUAAAUGAUGAAAAUGUCAAACUGGAUUGUGAUCUAUCCGAAUACAUCGAUUAUCAGAUAAUACAAAUCCGGGAUAUCAUAGAGCACACUCCAACAGGUCAAUUACCGCGAAUUGUGGAAGUUGAGUGUGAGAAUGACAUUGCUGAUACAUGUAAAGCCAGGGACAGAGUGCAGAUCAUGGGUGUUUAUUAUUGCAAUGCUCCUAAGAAGACAUCUAUAUUAUUUGCCUUCAGUAUGAAGGCAAAUAAUAUUAUACAUUUCAAUUGUCAUAAUAAUGCCCAAAACUUUAGUUUGGAGGACGUUACAAAAUGUAGGAAGUUGGCAAAGGGUUCAUAUGACGUGGUUGAAUUGUUGUGUCGAUCCAUAGCACCUUCUAUUAUUGGCCAUACUUAUAUUAAAAAAGCAAUUAUCUGUAUGUUAUUGGGUGGAGUUGAUAAAACAUUACCAAAUGGAACAAGGCUUCGUGGAUAUAUAAAUAUGUUCAAGUAA